Phyllostomus hastatus (greater spear-nosed bat) is the source of this 3574-nucleotide messenger RNA. RefSeq names its product L3MBTL histone methyl-lysine binding protein 4 (gene L3MBTL4). The record is from RefSeq and is a predicted model, not a curated record. Gene Ontology annotation, molecular function: zinc ion binding; protein binding. NCBI's taxonomy places the organism in Eukaryota, Metazoa, Chordata, Mammalia, Chiroptera, Phyllostomidae. Gene Ontology annotation, biological process: regulation of DNA-templated transcription. The coding region runs from base 182 to 2101 and encodes 639 amino acids. The transcript has 20 exons. Gene Ontology annotation, cellular component: nucleus.
AGCCCAACCUCGAGCUCCCCGCCUGUCGCCUUUCGCGGAGUCCACUCUGCUGCGGCUCGGCUGUGCUCGGGAUUGCUGGGCUAUGCCUUGUAUGACUAAGACAUCUUACCAAGAUUACCUUUGCUUUGACACUUGAGGACAGUCAGACCAUAAAACACUGCUAAGGAGUGCUAAAGCGGCAAUGAAACAGCCCAACAGGAAAAGGAAGCUUAGUAUGGAUUCCAAAGAGCAACAGAAUCAGGAUGGGUGCUUGGAGCAAAGCCCAGAGGAAGAAAAGCCCAGGGAUGGUGCAGCACCUUUGAGUCACGUCCCUUCAGCGACUGCACAGGACACGUGGUCUUGGGACCAGUACUUGAAAGAACAGAAUGCCAAUGCAGCACCCAUUGAACUGUUUUCUCAGGACCAGUCCUUUCCAGAGUAUGAAAAUGGUUUUCAGGUUGGAAUGAGAUUAGAAGGCAUUGACCCCCGACACCCAGCUGUAUUUUGUGUGCUUUCUGUAGCUGAGGUGUGUGGUUACCGUCUAAGGCUUCAUUUUGAUGGUUAUUUAAGCUGCUACGAUUUUUGGACCAAUGCUGGUUCCCCUGACCUUCAUCCCAUAGGGUGGUGUGAAAAGACCAAACAUGAAUUGCACAUCCCUAAGGGUUAUAGAAAAGAUAAAUUUGUUUGGAUGAAUUAUUUGAAGGCCUACAAAUUGCAAAAUGCUCCCAAGAAAUUAUUCAGGAACAGAAGUUCUAAUGGGCCAGUGCCUAAAGAAUUUCAGGUUGGAAUGAAGCUGGAGGCCGUCGACAGGAAGAACCCUUCCCUGGUGUGUGUGGCAACCAUAGCAGAUAUUGUUGAAGAUCGCUUACUAGUGCAUUUUGACAAUUGGGAUGAUAGUUACGAUUACUGGUGUGGUGUAAAUAGUCCUUAUAUCCAGCCAGUUGGAUGGUGUCAGAAGAAUGGAAGAACUCUUAUAACUCCCCAAGGUUAUCCUGAUCCAGAAAAUUUUUCUUGGACAGAAUAUCUGGAUUCUACUCAAGCUAGUGCUGUUCCUGCCAAAGUAUUUAAAAUGAGGUUGUCUCAUGGUUUUCUGCCGAAUAUGAAACUUGAAGUUGUGGAUAAACUAAACCCCAGGUUAAUUCGCGUUGCUACCAUUGUAGAUGUUGAUGACCAAAGAAUAAAGGUUCAUUUUGAUGGCUGGGACCACAAAUAUGACUAUUGGACGGAUGCAGACAGCCCUGACAUUCACCCGAUUGGAUGGUGUGAUGUGACAGGGCAUCCUCUGGAAGCGCCAUAUCGAGCAAAUGAUGUGAAAACCAUUCCAGGUCAAGCUGUUUGUCCUACCCCAGGGUGCCGAGGAAUAGGCCAUAUCCGUGGUCCAAGGUAUUCAGGACAUCACAGUGCUUUUGGCUGCCCGUAUUCUGACAUGAACUUGAAAAAGGAGGUAACACUCCACGAUCGUCUGAGAGAACAAACACAGGAAAAUUUGGGAUCAGACUCUUCACAUUUAAAAUUGGAAAAUCUCUGUAGUUUGAACUUCAGUGGAAAACAUGAACAGGCAAACAGUCAGCCCAGACUUGUACAGCAGGCAAAGUGUUUGAAAAUCAAAGAAAAAGAAGAUUUUGACUGGGAUAAACUCUUCAGAGGGCAAGAUCACUCAUCUGAUGAACCACUUAAAAAUGGAAAGAAGACUACUCGAAAUAGAGGAGUGAUCACUACGUGCCAGGCUCCAGCAGAAUACGCGGCUGAGCAGACACAGCGGGCACUGCAUGAGUCGGUUUUCAUGGCAUCCUUUUUCACCCACCCUUCCCGGGACCUCCCUCUCAGCAGGGAGCAGCACUGCAAGCUGCUGCCGGGCGUGGCUGACAUCCAGGCAGACGAGGUGGCCCGAUGGACAGUGGAUGAGGUGGCUGAGUUUGUACAGUCUCUGCUGGGCUGUGAAGAGCAUGCCAAUUGCUUCAAGAAAGAGCAGAUUGACGGCAAAGCCUUCCUGCUUCUGACACAGGCAGACAUCGUCAAGGUGAUGAAGAUCAAACUGGGCCCAGCACUGAAGAUUUAUAAUGCUAUCCUCAUGUUCAGGGAUUCUCAGAACCUCACCGAAGAGGACACUGUCUCGGGCUGAGAAGUCAGGGGCUAAAUGCACUGCCCGAGCUGCCACCUCACUGGGACCUGGUUCUUUCAGCAAUGAAGUUGGCCUGCACUGAUUUGAUUUUAAUGCCCCUGUGGUCAUAUCCAUAUUUAAUCUGGACCUUUUAAAUGGCUGUGGCUUAUAUGUUUAGAGGGUUUUGAUAGCUGCUUCAGGGCCAACAGCACCAAAGCCCAGGCAGGCAUACAGUUUGUGGAUAACCUUGCCUUCAGUGGGGCCCUUUCAGCUCUGAUGUGGGGCCACAAACAGACCAAAGAAGCAGCCGCAUACACCUUUAUUCUUCUCCCUUGCCAUAAAAGACACUACUUCCCAAUUCAAAAGCAUAAAACUCACAAGUGGUAAAAUAGUAGAAAAACAGAACUCAUAAAUACUUGUAAUGUUUUCACCAGAACAACUGGGCCUGGCUCAGACCUGCCAUCUGUGUGCAGUGAGUCUAAGAGACAGGGGCCUGGUGCUUUAAAAAGAUUUCAUGAGGUUUUUGUGUACUUUACUCAGGAAAGUGUGAAUUUUUAAAAAAUAAUGAUAAGCACAUAUUUUUAUGAUUCAAUAGUUCUUUUUGUUCCAUUAACCACUUCUUGGUUGUGCUCCCAAGGCCUCCUGGAAUGUGCCCAGCAGCUGCCUGAGAAGAGCCUGGGCAGUUAGUGGAAGCUGGGGACCCUCCCUGCCACAGUGCCCUGCGGGCUGUGUGUGGGACCCGCCGCAGGGAGACCUCAUCCUGACACUGGCCUUGGCUAGUGGGCCAGAUGCCCACCAGCACCAGAGGCCUCCCCUGCUGCCACCCUGAGGCAGCCUUCGGGGAACUGGUUUGCCCUGCAGUCAUCUGAGUGAGUGUGAUGAGGAGCUGUGGCACGGCUGGGCCUUGUGCACUUCUUUACAGGGACGGCAUUAAAAGGGACGAUCUCUAACGUAGGGAGCUUGCAAUCUAUUUUUUUGUUUUAACAAUUCUGACUUGUUAUCAGACCUUACUUGUUGUGUGUAAGUGACUGUAUCUGAAACUUAAGUGACAUGGAGUCAGCCCCACACACAGUUUUAAAAACAAGCCCCUUUUUGCUGACACACACCUACAGUGAGGGCUACAAAUGCCCCCAUGGAAGCGGGGCUCCAGUGUCGUCUUUAGUGGGGAGAAGAAAGAAACGGGAAAAGGAACUGGGGCCUGACCAUACCCAUUUUGUUUCAGUAAGAAUCUGAUGCUUGGAGAGUUCCUCAAGCUUUAGGUCACUGAAAAAUAGAAUCUUGUCUAAGAAGUGUCACACACAUUACAUUUCUUUAGGUCCUUACUCAAGUGGAAUUUUAGUGUAUUAUUGGUUGAUGUAAAUUUUUCUUUCUAUGUCACUUUCUUUGUUUUGUUUUUGUUUUGUGGACUGCCAUGCACAAUUCAAAUUCUUGCUUCUCUAUGUCAAAAUUUUAAUAUAUUUUAAAUGAUAAUAAACAGAUAAAAUAAAACCUUCA